AUGCCUUUGAUUGGCUCUGUCGCCCACCUGCCCCUCGCGGGCUGGCCGGCAGUUGCGCAAGGUGUUGAGAUCCGCCUGAUUGAGCAGGAGAACAACGCGAAGUUCCAGGCCAUGAUGCAGCUGAUCGGCUUCGUUUGCGGGUCCAUCACCAGCUCGCUCUACCCUCACCUCUUCUAUGCCGAGGCGACCACGUACUCCUACAAGGUCUUCCCGUACGCCAUCUCCUCUUUCUUCCUGCUCUUUACGGUGCCGAUCUACAUAUUCUACAACGGCCCCCAGCAGCUCGCCAUGUGCGAGAAGAUCGACCAAGAGGCCGGUUCAGUUGCUAGGGUUUAG
Symbiodinium natans is the source of this 336-nucleotide messenger RNA. The record is from the annotation of a GenBank genome assembly. Lineage: Eukaryota; Dinophyceae; Suessiales; Symbiodiniaceae.